Molecule: messenger RNA, 2181 nt
Organism: Boeremia exigua
Lineage: Eukaryota; Fungi; Ascomycota; Dothideomycetes; Pleosporales; Didymellaceae
Exons: 3
Coding region: 286-2112 (608 amino acids)
Biological process (GO): nuclear-transcribed mRNA poly(A) tail shortening; regulation of mRNA stability
Cellular component (GO): P-body
Molecular function (GO): protein binding; translation repressor activity; mRNA binding
Source: RefSeq, a predicted model, not a curated record
UCUCGCCUUCCGCCCUCCGCCCGUGAGCUCGCUCGCUCUGUCACCCCCGUCCGGCUCUGUCGCCUUUCCUUCGUUGUAUCUUGGCUAUUCUUCGUGUCUCUUCUUCCGCCGGCCGCUUCUCCCCGCCCCGGCCCCGCCUGCGCUUCGUCCCGAUCCCCUGACGGCUUCGCAUUCGAGCUCCUUUGAGGCCAGCUGUGCUGCAGGAGUCCCCGAGCCGCCGCCCGCCUCCUGUGCGUCGCCCGCCCGUCCGCUGCCGCGCCUGCUGACGGCCCAGAAUACCGCGCCAUGUCCGCCAACCACAUGGCCAACCGCAACAGCACCCCCGAGGGCUCGUCCUCGCUGCGCCCGCCCGUCAACCGCACCUCGCUCGGCGCCGGCCACCACCUGCGCGCCUCGGCCGACAUGGGCGGCUUCUCGUCGCCGCUGGCCAACCGCGGCAUCCGACCCGCGUCCGAGAUCUACUUUGGCCGCCAGCCCACGCCGUCGGGCAACCCCGACGAGAUGGAGCGCGCCGCCCAGCAGUGGCUGGCCGACAUCGACCAGUACGAGAACACGCUCGAGGAGAUGGCCACGGCCACGCUCGACCAGGACUUCAAGGACGAGCUGAGCGCCAUCGAGCAGUGGUUCCGCGUGCUGAGCGAGGCCGAGCGCACCGCCGCCCUGUACGCCCUGCUGCAGCAGACCACCCAGGUGCAGAUUCGCUUCUUCAUCCAGGUCCUGCAGCAGAUGAGCAAGAGCCUGCCCAUGUCGGGCGUGCUGUCGCCCGCCAACUUUGGCGAGAAGGACCCCAUGACCCAGAAGCUGAGCGACGCCAUGAGCAAGCUCACCACCGCCGAGAACCGCCAGUCGUUCACCGCCCGCCCGCCGCCGUCGCCGGGCGCCGGCAAGCGCGCCUCGGGCCUCGACCCGUCGACCAUCCACCGCAUGUUCCCCGACGCCGCCGCCGCCAUCGCCAAGCAAAAGUCCGAGUUCACCGAGGCCGUUGGCGUGCCGCCUGCCUCGAACCGCAACAGCACCAUCGGCCCCGACCGCAGCUCCAUGCUGGCCCCCACCAUCUCCGCCCCCGACGACAAGAAGGAGAACGGCCCCGCCUCGCCGUGGAAUGACGCCCAGUCGGCGCGUCCCAAGUCGUCGGGCCAGCCGCCCGCCCCGCAGCCCGCUAUGGGCCAGUUCACCGCGCCCCCGCCGUCUGCUGGCCUGCGCUCGCCCCGCCUGCCGCUGCAGCAGGACUCCAACAACGUGCAGACCACCACCCUCAACGCCCUCGAGGCCAACUCGAACAUGGCGCUGCUGUCGCCCGCCUACCAGGGCGGCAGCUGGGCCUCGCAGCUCAGCACCCCCAUGGUCGCCAACUUCGGCCAGCAGGCCAACCAGGCCGACAUGGUCGCCAAUGCCACCGCCAUGAAGCUCGCCGCCCUCUCCACCGUCAACAACCGCAUCCAGCUCGACGACGUCCGCAAGUACCGCCGCGCCCGCUCAUCCGACGGCAACGGGCCCCUAUCGCCCGGCUUCCCGCCCAUGGGCAACAACAUCCUCAUGACGAACGAGCUCGGCCAGGUGCUGACCCCGCAGCAAGCCGCCGCGCUCCAGGCUCAGCAGCUCGCCGCCAUGAACGGGCGCCGCUCGCGCCCCUCCUCCCCCGGCUUCGCCAUGCAAGGCGCCAUGUCCGGCAUGAACUCCUUCACCUCGCCGCAAGCCAACGGCUUCCUGGCCGCCGACUACACCAACGCCGGGCUGAUGAGCAACGGCAUGUCGGCCCUGACGCUCGGCCAAUUCGGCCUCGGCGGCGGCGGCGGCUUCGACACGCACAACAGCGGCUUCCUCGGCGACGAGAUCAACCGCGGCCGCUCGCCCCGCGGCCGCCGCGGCUCCUCCAAGCCCCCGGAGGACCCCACCGACCCGUCGCUCCUGCAGGACAUCCCCAACUGGCUGCGCAGCCUCCGACUCCACAAGUACACCGACAACCUGAAGGAUCUGCAGUGGCAGGAGCUCGUGGAGCUGGACGACGCGGGGCUCGAGGCGCGCGGCGUCAACGCGCUCGGUGCCAGGCGGAAGAUGCUCAAGGUCUUCGAGCAAGUCCAGGACGCCAAGAAAGACGGCAAGUUGCGCUAGUUGCGCUCGCGCCGGCCCGCGCCCGCGCCCCUGAGACGCAGUUGGUGUGCGUAGCGCAGUACUGUGCGG